This is a messenger RNA of Gadus chalcogrammus (walleye pollock), 1068 nucleotides long. Its product is annotated as olfactory receptor 1509-like. Bases 118 to 1068 code for a protein of 316 amino acids. Gene Ontology annotation, biological process: G protein-coupled receptor signaling pathway. The transcript has a single exon. The record is from RefSeq and is a predicted model, not a curated record. Gene Ontology annotation, molecular function: olfactory receptor activity; G protein-coupled receptor activity. Gene Ontology annotation, cellular component: membrane. NCBI's taxonomy places the organism in Eukaryota, Metazoa, Chordata, Actinopteri, Gadiformes, Gadidae.
UUUAACAGCCCUAGUUAUAUUACUUCAUUAUUACUCCUCAUACUGCUAUAACUGAUUAACCUUUUUUUCUUGUAUUUCUUCUAGAAAGAGCCCGUUCUUGGAAACUAAAGCAACCUAAUGAUGAACACAAGUGAUCCGCUAAGUAACUGGGCUAUGCAACUAACACUACAGUCGUUAGACCUACCGCCUGGCCAAGAAUACCCAGUUUUUGUCUUAGGAACUCUGACAUAUAUGACCAUUUUGCUCUGCAAUACACUGGUGUUUGCAACGAUUGUCUUCACAAAGAGUUUGCAUAAGCCCAUGUUCCUCCUGCUUUUAAACCUACCAUUAAUGGACAUGAUUGGAGCCACUGCUUUUCUACCACAGCUUGUAACCAGCAUUUUGACAAAGAACCGCUCUAUUUCCUACCCUGGGUGCUUCUUUCAGGCUUUUCUCCUUCACUUCUACGGUUCAGGGAACCUCUUGUUUCUAACAGCAAUGGCCUAUGACAGAUACAUCGCCAUAUGCUUGCCCCUUAGGUACAACUCUAUAAUGAUUCCGAAAACUAUAAUGAGACUCAUUAUUGCCAUUUGGUUCGCAGAGAUUUUGUCUAACAUAUUGUUGUUUUCUUUAGUUGCCAGGUUCAGAAUUUGCAGGACUCAUAUUGUGGAUAUUUUCUGCAACAAUCCAUCUAUGAACAAGCUACUCUGUGAUGACACAAAGGUCAAUAACUACUAUGGCUUGUUUUUAAUUUGCGUAACUCAAGGUAUACCGCUGGUUAUAGUAACAUACACAUACAUCCAGAUCUUGUUGACAUGCAUGAUGACGAAGCAGGCUGAUGCGAGAGGGAAAGCUCUCCAAACAUGUGGAACACAUCUGGUGGUUUUUUUAUUCUUUGAAUUCAAUGCUGCAAUCACUUUGAUCUCUCACAGAUUUGAGAGUGCGUCCCCAUACCUGAGAAGAGCUAUGGGUGUAUCAAUUAUUAUAUUUCCCCCAGUACUCAAUCCACUUAUAUAUGGGUUAAAGACAAAAGAACUUCAGAAAAGCAUGAUUACAUUUUUUAAACGAGUAAGGUUAGCGUACAAAUAA